AUGAAGGACCCCUCCUACUUUUUCACCGAUGGUUUGAUCGAUGAUGACAUGGAUGACGACGAGUUCGGCGAGGACGAUGAUGAGGAGGACGUUCCAGUUGCUCCUGACUGGAACACCACCCUUCAGCAGAUGGACGACCAGAACUCUGCCGAAGAUGAUCUGAAGCAGGCACGCAAGCCUGGGGGCCUGGGCUUCCAGCAACAGCGCGCCCGAGCGUGGGACUUCUAG
Trichosporon asahii var. asahii CBS 2479 is the source of this 228-nucleotide messenger RNA. RefSeq lists its product as uncharacterized. Bases 1 to 228 code for a protein of 75 amino acids. The transcript has a single exon. Lineage: Eukaryota; Fungi; Basidiomycota; Tremellomycetes; Trichosporonales; Trichosporonaceae. The record is from RefSeq and is a predicted model, not a curated record.